AUGGCAGAUGAUAGUAGUGUUGCUUCUGGGACCCAAGUUCCCACUACAGUGACCAAUACUAAUCAAAAUGAAUUUAACAAUACCUCUCAUUCUUACUUCAUCUCACCAUCAGACUCUCCUGGCACACUGCUAACCAAUGUAGUGUUUGAUGGGAGAAGUUUUGGUGGAUGGAAGAGAGGUAUGUGGAUAGCCUUGACAGCAAAAAAUAAAUCUGGCUUUGUUGAUGGUUCAUCCCCAGAACCAAGUGCAGGAACUGAUAAGCACAGAGCUUGGUCUAGGGCCAACAACAUGGUUAUUUCUUGGCUUUUAAAUUCUCUAUCUAGAGAAAUUUCAGAAAGUGUUCUAUAUUACUCUACUGCUAAAGAUAUCUGGACAGAGCUGGAAGCCAGAUUUGGCCAAAGCUCAGGUGCUAGGCUCUUUCAACUCCCAAAGGAGCUUAGUGACUUAACCCAAGGUGCUUCUGAUAUUGCUUCCUAUUUCACCAAGAUGAAACAACUCUGGGAUGAGUUGGAUACCUUGGACACGACUCUGGAAUGA
Molecule: messenger RNA, 537 nt
Organism: Lycium ferocissimum
Lineage: Eukaryota; Viridiplantae; Streptophyta; Magnoliopsida; Solanales; Solanaceae
Exons: 1
Coding region: 1-537 (178 amino acids)
Source: RefSeq, a predicted model, not a curated record